Molecule: messenger RNA, 315 nt
Organism: Rotaria sp. Silwood2
Lineage: Eukaryota; Metazoa; Rotifera; Eurotatoria; Philodinida; Philodinidae
Source: the annotation of a GenBank genome assembly
AUGGGAUUAUUGGGAUUAUUGGGAUUAUUAUGGGAUUAUUGGGAUUAUUAUGGGAUUAUUGGGAUUAUUAUGGGAUUAUUGGGAUUAUUAUGGGAUUAUUGGGAUUAUUGGGAUUAUUAUGGAAUUAUUGAGAUUAUUAUGGGAUUAUUCGGAUUAUCAUGGGAUUAUUGGGAUUAUCAUGGGAUUAUUGGGAUUAUUAUGAGGUUUUUCGGAUUAUGUUUGGAUUCCUCGAACUUUUCAGAUUCCCACAAGAUUGUUGGGAUAGCAGUGGGAUUCACAGAACUUUUUCUUACAAUGGAGGUACUUGUAUUGUAA